This is a messenger RNA of Candidula unifasciata, 1353 nucleotides long. NCBI's taxonomy places the organism in Eukaryota, Metazoa, Mollusca, Gastropoda, Stylommatophora, Geomitridae. The record is from the annotation of a GenBank genome assembly.
AUGAAGUUGCUACUUCCAUCUCUGUUGUUAUGUCUGCUGUCUGGACCUCUGUGUGCAGAGCAUGCAACUGAUGACUGCCCCUGUUUGAAUAAAAGAGACUGUGACCCUCCGGUUAAAGACUUAGGACAUAGGAAAGAGGUGUUUGCCUUCAGUGAUGGCUCAACUGAUGUGGAAGCAUGGACUUGGGAAUCCAUCACUAGCCUUAUUGUUCCUUCCAGCUUCAAUAUUAGUAGCAAAGAAGAGGCCAACACAAUGUGCAUAACUCACAACAAGGGAAGGAAGUUUGGCAUAACAGUGGAGAUGGAUUUCUCAGGACAUGUAAAUCAUACUUCAGAAAAAGCUGUGGAGUGGGUGCAAUUUGUUGCCCAGCAACAGAAGCAAUGGCAUGCAGAAAUCAUCGCUGUCAACUUGGUUCCUUAUUUUUCCCAGGAUGCAAAUAGCUUCUGGCAUGACCAUGUUGCAUUAAUAAAAAUGUUGGUUGCCAUGAAGGCAAAAAUAGCAAAAGUGACAGAUAUAAUCAAGGUUGCUUGCAUUGUGUCAUGGAAACCACCCUGUGCUGAGAAGGAUAACUCCUGUGACUUCACUGAGUUGUCAACAGAUGUUUGUGACUUUUACAUUCUAAAUCCAGACAGUUUUACAGAUUUAGAUGAGGAGAAGUGUAGAGCCAGGCCAAACAUUCCACUCACUAAACUUCUGUAUGGUUUGUCUGAGUACAACUCUCACCAUGUUCCCAACAACAGAGUGAUUCUUGGUGUGUCCUGGCAUGGCUACGAUUACACUUGUCAGAGCCUCAUUGGUAAUGUUUGCAGUAUGUUGGAGGACAACAGUACCAAAUGUGACUUCAGUAUGAGGCGGAAACUGACUGCUGGAGAAAUCAUCCAGGAAAAUGUCACAGAAUUUUAUAGCCAUCAGUUUGAUAUGCUAUACACUGCUCCAUUCUUUAAUUAUUAUAAUUCAACAGAUCACCAUCAUCAUCAAGUUUGGUUUGAAGAUUCAACCAGCUUGACUUUGAAGUACAAUCUUGUUGCAGAGCUGCAGUUAAGAGGUUUAGCACUUCUGUAUGGGGAUGACCUGGGGCUGACCAGCGACUACUCUGACACUGAGAAAGCUCUGUGGACAUGGCCAGGACACACAGUCCUCUUGACAGAUUCCCCCAAAUCCCAGCCUGAUGUCUUUCAUUAUGCGGAUAUUGUCUCUGGCACGGCUGUCGGGUGCCUGCUGCUGGGAGCUGCUUUGGGAGUGAUGUUUGUGUGUGUUGGACUUCGCAAGCGAAUCAAAAAAGUGAAUGAACCAUUUGUCAGGGACAGACAAGCUGACGUACAGGACUACACAGAUGAUGAUUUCAACCUGUAA